Molecule: messenger RNA, 2983 nt
Organism: Xiphophorus hellerii (green swordtail)
Lineage: Eukaryota; Metazoa; Chordata; Actinopteri; Cyprinodontiformes; Poeciliidae
Gene: pla2g6
Product: phospholipase A2, group VI (cytosolic, calcium-independent)
Exons: 19
Coding region: 110-2575 (821 amino acids)
Biological process (GO): cardiolipin acyl-chain remodeling; positive regulation of ceramide biosynthetic process
Cellular component (GO): mitochondrion
Molecular function (GO): long-chain fatty acyl-CoA hydrolase activity; protein binding
Source: RefSeq, a predicted model, not a curated record
GCUCGCGCCAAUCAAGGUGUUCAGAGCAGGUUCGGUUGCGGCGUCGGCUGCUGAUGUAGCUGUCAAAAGUCAGGCUGUCCGCCGCACGGAGAGCAGCUAGCAGGUAGCGAUGCAGUUCCUGGGCCGGCUGCUGGACACCGUCUCCUCCGUGUCAACCCUCUUCAUAAACCCUUACCGGGUCAAAGAAGUCCAGCUGUCUGAUUAUGGAGGAGGGGGCAAAGUUCGGCUGAAGGAGGAAGGACGCAUGGUCCUGUACAAAAACACACAGUGCCAGUCAUGGGACUGCGUGCUCCUGUCCCCCGAAACGCCCACUGUGGCCCUGAGGCUGUUUCAGGUGGGGUCAGAGGAGGAUGCCAUGAACUGGUUCCCCCAGUACGCCCUCAAGCUGCGACCUUUCUACGAGAUUCUGCCCCUGAAGGCGGACACGGCGCAGACCAUCGUGGACUGCCUUCGCAGCCACCCUGACUGGAGCUCUGCUCACAUCGCCGUGGAGACGGGCAUGAGAGAGUGCCUCAAACAUAACUACGUUCAGAGCCAGAUCAACGCGCGGGACGCGUCGGGCCAGACGCCUCUGCACCGGGCGUGCGAACGGGGCGACUUGGCGUGCGUGAAGGAGCUGCUGGACGAGAGCCAGGCCCGCACCGACAUCAGAGACCAGAACGGAGAAACCCCCAUGCACUACGCCUCCAAGCAGGAUUCUCCCGUCAUCAUCCAGGCUCUGUGCUCACGGCUGUGCUCAGGGGUGAACGAGCUCAACAGCAACGGAGAAACGCCGCUCCACGUGGCCUGCCGUCUGGGCCGGGUGGAGUCCGUCAAAGCCCUGCUGGAGGGGGGGGCCAAGUGCGACACCAUGGGCAGCACAGGAAACCCCAUCCACACUGCCAUGAAAUACAGCGAGAAGGGCUGCGUGGAGGAGAUUCUCAAGGCAGAUCCGUCCCAGCUGCAAGCCCAAGACUCCGUGUACGGAGGGACGCCCCUGCACUGGGCCAAAACCGCCGAGAUGUGCCGCAUGCUGCUGGACCGCGGCUGCGAGAUAAACUACCUCAGCAAGACCGGCGAGAGCGCCCUCCACGUUCUGACCAAGAAGGGCCACUUUGAGGCCGCCAUGGUGCUGCUGACCCACGGGGCCAACGCCAACCUGAAGGGCCAGGACGGAAACACGGCCCUGCACCUCGCUAUGAAGAUGGACCACAUGGAGCUGAUUAAAGGUUUGAUCGUGUUUGGCGCCGAUGUUGAGAUCCACAACAACCUGGGAGAAACACCCGGGCUGAUCGCAGCUCGCACCAGCAAAGGUCCUAAUAGAAAGAUCCUGCUGGACAUGCUGUGUAGUGUAGGAGUGCAGCGCUGCCUUCCUCGCUCCCCCAGCAGCCCUCCUCCUCUUCCUCCUCCUCCAGUCUCAAACAAGACCAAGCCUCGAGCCAUAGGGUUUCAGGACAUCCUGUACGUCGGGGCUGCAAUGGGAGCAAUUGGCAAAUCUGAAAUUGAUGGACAAGUAAUGGAGAAAAAGAAGAUAGACAGACUGCUUUGUCUGGACGGUGGCGGUAUCAAAGGCCUGGUUCUGAUCCAGAUGCUGAUCGCCCUGGAGAAGGAGGCGGGUCGGCCGACCAGGGAGCUCUUCGACUGGGUUGCUGGGACAAGCACCGGAGGCAUCCUCGCGUUAGCAAUAAUCCACGGUAAGUCCAUGGAGUACCUGCGCUGCCUGUACUUCAGAAUGAAGGAGCAGGUGUUCAGAGGGUCCAGGCCUUAUGAAUCCGCACCGCUGGAGGACUUCCUGAAGAAAGAGUUUGGAGAGAACACAAAGAUGACAGACAUCAAAUUCCCAAGGGUCAUGGUGACCAGCGUUCUGGCCGACAGACAUCCAGGUGAGCUCCAUAUCUUCAGGAACUAUGACCCUCCGUCUGUCCGCAGAGAGCCCUCCUACACCACCACCGCCACCUUCCAGCCUCUCACCAUCCCACAAGGGUGGGAGGAUGAGGAUGUGUUGAUAGUAGGAUACACAGAUGAGCCGCCCAGAAAGCGUAGGAAGGUGACAGACGAAGAACAACUCGUAUGGAGAGCCGCUCGCUCCAGCGGCGCCGCACCCACCUACUUCCGACCAAUGGGCCGCUUCCUGGACGGAGGGCUGUUGGCCAAUAACCCGACGCUAGACGCCAUGACAGAAAUCCAUCAGUUCAACAAGUCAUUAAAAGCUGAGGGUCGUGAAGCGAACAUCAAGAAGCUGGGCAUAGUUGUUUCUCUUGGAACAGGCAAACCUCCACAGGAAGUGGUGACCUCCGUGGACGUUUUCCGACCCUCCAACCCUCUGGAGCUGGCCAAGACGUUCGUAGGUGCCAAGGAGCUGGGCAAAAUGUUGGUGGACUGUUGUACGGACUCUGAUGGCUGCGCCGUGGACCGGGCCAGAGCCUGGUGUGAAAUGAUCGACACCAUCUACCACAGACUGAGUCCCCAGCUGUCUCAGGAGGUGAUGCUGGACGAAGUGAGCGACGAGGUUCUGGUGAACAUGCUGUGGGAAACGCAGAUGUAUCUGUUUGAGAAACGGGAAGUGCUUCAAUCUCUGGCGAAAACGCUGCUGUGAGGCUGACAGGAGAAAGAGACGACAGAGAGGGACCACAGAUAUAAACCUAUGAAUAUUUAACAAUCUACAAGAACAACCACUAUUCUAAGAGAACAAAUUAUUUUUGGUGCUUCCUGAAGGGCCUGUUUGAGGACAAAGCACUGAAACUUUCGACUAAAAUAAGUGUGAACCACAGGAAGGUUUAAACCUGACUGAAAUCUGCCUGAAAGUAACUUGGCAUGAAUUUAUGAAGGGGAGAGACGUGUAGCACUGACCUUAGCACUGACCUUAGCACUGACCGUGUUUUCUGCUUUCUUUACCAGGUUCACAGUUUUUAUAUAAACGUACAUUCAGUUUACAUAAAAACCUCUCCAGUAUAAAAACUUACCAUACUGGUAGGUUUGGUAAGAGGAGUACAUACCAUAAGUG